AUGGGAAAACCGACACCAGUGGAAGACCUGGUGAUUCCACCUCAAGAUGGUCGGAUAUGUGGCACCAUCUGCAUAUGUCAGAUGACAGCAGUCCUCUCAUCAGUGGCAUUAGUUUACCUAACAGUAGCAAUUUAUAUGCCAAGCACCCGAGCAUUUUCCUCGGGAAUAUCCCCAGUUCCGGCGAUGUGCACCACAAUAAGAACCGUAAACGCGGACAAUUGUUCCUGGGGCAGUUGUGGUGAGUGGUGUCUCUCAAAAACAUCUGGCCCGUGCACCCAAAUUCACGUUAACUUGAGGAACAACGGCUCGACAAUUCUCCUUGGGAAUUGCACGAACAUCACCAAUAAAACGUGCUACGGUAUCGACCAGGAAAAUGCCAAAAAGUCCAAAUGUAUCGCCGACGAGUGCCGGAAUUUGACGGGAACUUUUAACUGCACCGCGGGGAUUUGCAUCAACAUUACCGACGCCUUCGAGUGCAAUUUCCGCGACACAGAUCCGCCUUUAAAGUGCUCGGGAAGACGAGGGAAGAUCACUUGUAUUGCAAUAGACGGAUUGUUUAAUUGCAACCGCGGAACUUGUGAAAGAAUUAGAACGCCCUACAAUUGCGACCGCCGGUGCGUUGACAUCCCGACCCGCAACAAGAACAUGAUCCUGAUCAGUGGAGAUAAAGUUUAUCUGAGCCAAUGUGAGCGUGCGAUUGAUGUCGAAAGCAGUAAAGAAAUUUGGAACGAAAAUCGGGGAGAUGUUUUGAUGGCUUCUUGCUACGGAAUUUACAACAGCAGCUUGGGGGUUGAAGCGGUAGACUGUAUAAAUGGCUCGGUGUUAGAAAAGACCAUGCUCACUGAUCUUACUAACUUUACCUACUUGUCCUACUUGAGUUUGUACGCAUCUAAGCCACUAGACGACGCGAAUUUUGCACUCCCGCCGGAACAUACGUUGAUUAUCGCUAAUGAAAGCCGGCUGAUGAUUAAUCUUGAGGGGUGUGUUAAUACGUUGAGGGACGAGUGUAAGGAAUUUUUGCACGAGUUUGGGAAAGAUGGGUCGGAUCACAACGCUCGGGCUAGGUUCCCUUGCUUCUUUGCUAAGGACAGGACGGAAAUAGUCGUCAGUAAAUUCGAUUUGGAAACCACUUGGAAGGAAUUCAUUGUUGCGUUGGUGUUUCCAAGUGUCCUGUUUGUUGUAAGUUGCUUGACAUUGAUCCUGUGCCAGAGGACUGUUGUCGUGGGCGACGACGCCAAAAUGCGGUUCAAGGGUAUCCCUAUUGCCAAGAGCGAGCUUGAUAAAAGCAUUCCCCUCUUGGAGGAGAGCCCGGCUCGCCAAUCGAUUUUCUCCCUACGCGGGCACUAUUGA
This is a messenger RNA of Cotesia congregata, 1350 nucleotides long. NCBI's taxonomy places the organism in Eukaryota, Metazoa, Arthropoda, Insecta, Hymenoptera, Braconidae. The record is from the annotation of a GenBank genome assembly.